GAGAGAACUCCGAUUCCCCUCACUCGUCUUCUGGAAAUUGUCUUCUCCAUCCGUGUGUUAGCUUCACCUUCUGUCAAAUACAGACAAGAAGGAUACAAGGAAAGCGACUUCAAAUCCUUCACCACAGGGAGACCUGGAGAACUGCAAGCCUCUCCAAACAUCUCAGAAGCCAAACGGCCAACCCUUGCCAUCCAGACACAUGACUUCACGUCCGAUGGAGACGGUGGGUUUCGCCGUUCUACCCGCACACAUCUUGGCAUCUGCCAUGGAGGAGUUUCCCCAGCAGCUACCCAUCCCCAAGUGUCUGGCUCGGGGCCGAAACCGUCCCCGGCGGCCCCGAGACACCCGCUUCAAGACCCAGCCAGUGACUUUUGCUGAGAUUGCCGAAGUGGAGGAGGAAGGGGCUUCGCCUCUGGAGGAAGAAAGGGCGAGACGGUCCUUCCUUCAGUCGCUGGAGAGCCUCAGGAGAAGCACACAGACUUUGCACCACGCAGGAUCCACACAGAGCUGCCGCACAGCGUCUGCACAGGCUAGUCUGGACUCCAGUGACUCAGACUCGGCACAAUGAGAGAGUGAGAGCAAGGUCUGAAGGAUGACAAGACUGGAACUCAAUGUAUUUCGCACAUAUCUUACUGUUAAAUUCCUCUUUCACAGCCGUUCACAGCAGUUAUGCAUUUAUGGGCAGAUUCCAGUUGAGUAACACUGGCACAGCGAUUGUUUAGCUCCUCUGCAAAGAGCAAAGUUGUAGCAUGCUGGAAGAUUUCAGAAACCACUUAAAUGCUUACGCAAAUUCCUUUUUUUAUUGUAUGAGACUCGAGGACUGGUGAGGUUUCAUCUGUAAUGAACUUGACAAGAGAGGACGUACCAUGUCUGAUUCCAUUUUAAUAGACUAAUGUUAUUCGUAUCCCUUGUGCCUGCUUAAGAUUGCACAGUUGAAUGGGUUCUUCACUGCUGGGCUGGAUGUAGACUGUCACAUUUUGUUAUAACUCAUUGCUGUGCUGACGAGCAAACUAAAACAGAGAUGUAUUUUUACAGAAAAUAAGGCAAACCCUGAUGUCUAAGUCUGCCAGAAUGGUGAACUUA
Molecule: messenger RNA, 1083 nt
Organism: Sinocyclocheilus grahami
Lineage: Eukaryota; Metazoa; Chordata; Actinopteri; Cypriniformes; Cyprinidae
Exons: 1
Coding region: 200-568 (122 amino acids)
Source: RefSeq, a predicted model, not a curated record